This is a messenger RNA of Seminavis robusta, 1484 nucleotides long. Lineage: Eukaryota; Bacillariophyta; Bacillariophyceae; Naviculales; Naviculaceae. The record is from the annotation of a GenBank genome assembly.
AAAAGGAUCCUAAGAGCGACAGGUCAAAGAAAUGUCCAACAAGCAAACACUUAGUUGCAAUGAGUUGGUUGUCAUCUACUAGACUGUUGCUUGGCCGGAGCCGAUUGCUGCCCCGUCGAUCACUAUUGGGCGGUGGUGCAGCAGCCAGAAGUGGCAUUCCGACAACAGCGCGUUUCUUGUCGGAUGACCGCGAAACUACGCUCCAUAGCGACAGCACCGUGAGCGAUGAGGACUCUUCGUUGAUUGCCAGCAAGUUCAAGAGUCAGAUUGUGCACAAGUUAUGGACCGAACGAGCCAAGGCCAAAAAAGAUGGCAGUGCCAAGCCUAUGGGAGGACCAUCCAGCUGUGUGACGGUAACCGAUGGCAAGACACCUUGUCAGUCCGAAACCAAGGUGGAAUAUCCGUUCACCAAGGAUGAGCUGUUGUCAGAGUCCUACAAAAGCCCCUGGAAUUCCAUGAGAAUUGGAAAAAUACUAGAGGAUUUAGAUGCUUUGGCAGGUAACAUUGCCUUUUAUCACGUAAGAAAUGAAGACAAUGCUGUCGAACACCCUCUGAUUGUCACGGCAUCAGUGGACAGAAUUCGUCUUCGAAAGGAGUCACCUACGAUGCCUUGCGAUCAGGUGUUGAGUGGCAGAGUCACCUACGUGGGUACAUCCAGUAUGGAGAUUCGGAUGCAUUGCACCAGUGCCGAGGAUACGGAUCCUUGGUUGGAAGCCUUCUUUACCUUUGUCACACUGGAUCCAACGACCAAGAAACCCAUGCUCAUUACCCCCCUCAAGCCUCAAUCCCCACAAGAGCAGGCAGAUUUCGAUGCGGGUGCCCAGAGAGCAGCACUCAAGAAACAGCGAAGAAAGCAAGAAAAGGAAGGUGCUCAUCAAAUUCCACCUCAUGCCGAAGCCUUGUUGCGUCAGGCCCGACCAGUGCUACUGAACAUGCCCAGUCUGGCAUCGGGAGGGGCGGACAUUACCAUGGCGGCCACGUCCAUGCAAAAUGCCUUGAUGGCUCAACCACAAUCGCGCAAUCUACACAAUCGAAUCUUUGGUGGAUUCUUGAUGCGACGUGCCUUUGAAUUGGCAUUCGCCAAUGCAUACGUCUUUGGAGGAGCCCGACCCGUGUUUCGAGAAGUAGACGAGAUUUCCUUUGCGGCACCCGUGGAUGUGGGAGAUUUGCUCGUCUUUAACAGUCGUGUUCUCUACACGAGUAGCAAUGAUGGUGCUACCGACGGCGAUUAUCCAAUGGUGCAUUUGGAAGUGGAGACAUUCGUCACGGAACCUGAGCUAGCAGAUGCCAAGCUAUCGAAUCAGUUUUACUUUACAUUUGCAAUCCAAGGGCCUACGAGACCCCUACGUCAAAUUCUGCCGGCCAACAUUGAUGAAGCAACACGAAUGGCCUUGAGAAUGGAGGCUGACAAAGUGCAAGCAUCCGGUGAUUGAUAGUUGAUGGUUGGUAAUCAAAAGAUAGAUAGAGGGAGUUGCUGAUUCUAG